GCUGCAGCUAACAAUUAGAAAUCCUUUAUCACCUCAGCCUGGGGCCCCUUGCACCUUCCUACCCUCCUUCAGGAUCCCUUCCUUCCUCUCCAGGGCUAUACAUCUCCUCCAAGCUCUGCAAAAGAACUGCUUCGUCUUCUAGAUGCCUUCUUGAGCCUGCUUGUGGCCACCCACAGACACUUGUAAGGAGGAGAGAAGUCAGCCUGGCAGAGACACUGUGAAAUGAGGGAUUAGAGGCCGGGAUCCAAGGAGCCAAAGCUACAGCCAGCAGACAAGGGAGCCUGCCCCGAAGUCGCGUGUGCUGAGAGGUCUGCCAUGGCCUCUCUUGGCCUCCAGCUUGUGGGCUACGUCCUGGGCCUUCUGGGGCUGUUGGGCACCGUGAUUGCCAUGCUGCUCCCCAGCUGGCGAACAAGCUCCUAUGUUGGUGCCAGCAUUGUGACUGCGGUUGGCUUCUCCAAGGGCCUCUGGAUGGAGUGUGCAACACACAGCACAGGCAUCACCCAGUGUGACAUCUACAGCACCAUGCUAGGCCUGCCCGCUGACAUCCAAGCUGCCCAGGCCAUGAUGGUGACGUCCAGUGCCAUGUCCUCCUUGGCGUGCAUUGUCUCUGUGGUGGGCAUGAGAUGCACAGUCUUCUUCCAGGAGUCUCGAGCCAAAGACAGAGUGGCGGUUGUGGGCGGAGUCUUCUUCAUCCUUGGAGGCCUCCUGGGCUUCAUCCCUGUUGCCUGGAAUCUUCACGGGAUCUUGCGAGACUUCUACUCCCCACUGGUGCCUGACAGCAUGAAAUUUGAGAUCGGAGAGGCUCUUUACCUGGGCAUUAUUUCCUCCCUGUUCUCCCUGAUAGCUGGAAUCUUCCUCUGCUUUUCCUGCUCACCCCAGGGAAAUCGCUCCAACUACUACGAUGCCUACCAGGCCCAGCCCCUGGCCACUAGGAGCUCUCCAAGGCCUGGUCAAGCGCCCAAAGGCAAGAGUGAGUUUAACUCCUACAGCCUGACAGGGUAUGUGUGAAGAACCAGGGGCCAGAGCUGGGGGUGGUGGCUGGGUCUGUGAACACCAGUGGACACCCCCCUCCCCCAGGCCCACAGGUGAGGGAUAUUGGCACUGGAUCGUGUCAGAAGGUGCUGCUGAAGAUAGACUGACUUUGGCCACUGGAUCAAACAAAGGCAGAAACAGGAGCUGGUGUGACAGGAUGCAGGUUAAACUGUCAAGACUCUUGCUAAGCCAGACUUUCUGUUUCCUUCAUCUUGGCACCCUCCACCCCCACCCCAGCCUUCGAAUACCCAACCCUCAACUCCAACCACCCCCCACCAGAAGCCAGGCCCCAGCAUCUCCCCUUUACCCUUUGAUUUACCUUGGAGUCCAUCCAAAAGCCCACUAAGUACAUCCCACUGACUGACCCUCUCUGUGAUCAAA
Molecule: messenger RNA, 1413 nt
Organism: Bubalus bubalis (water buffalo)
Lineage: Eukaryota; Metazoa; Chordata; Mammalia; Artiodactyla; Bovidae
Gene: CLDN2
Product: claudin 2
Exons: 2
Coding region: 316-1008 (230 amino acids)
Biological process (GO): bicellular tight junction assembly; calcium-independent cell-cell adhesion
Cellular component (GO): plasma membrane; bicellular tight junction
Molecular function (GO): structural molecule activity
Source: RefSeq, a predicted model, not a curated record